Molecule: messenger RNA, 1689 nt
Organism: Aspergillus tanneri
Lineage: Eukaryota; Fungi; Ascomycota; Eurotiomycetes; Eurotiales; Aspergillaceae
Gene: BFR2
Product: AATF family protein
Exons: 3
Coding region: 1-1689 (562 amino acids)
Biological process (GO): maturation of SSU-rRNA from tricistronic rRNA transcript (SSU-rRNA, 5.8S rRNA, LSU-rRNA)
Cellular component (GO): nucleus; nucleolus
Source: RefSeq, a predicted model, not a curated record
AUGGGACCAAAAUCUCUGGCUGAGCAAAUUGCUGAGCUCGACGAUCCCACUCCCAAAGAUUUUGACCCUGAGGACUUGGAUCGCGGUGGACCGGAAAGUGACGACGAGGGUGGUCAAGACGUGGAUGAGAAUGCCGGUCGAGAGCAUUAUCAAGCUGUAGGCAAAGGAAAGCUUCGGAAGCCGGGCCCGAUAAAUCUGGGGAAACAGUAUGCGGGAUCAAAGGUCAGCAGAGAUGAGCUCGAAGUCGAAAGCGACGACGAUCCGUUCAAGGCCCAUUCCAGCGACGAAGAGGACGAUAGCGAGGACGAUGAUGACGAACAGUGUCUCGAGUUUGGAAGUGACGACGAGGAGGUGUCUGAAGAAAGCGACGAGGAUAUUGCCAGAAAGCCCAAGAUAUCUGGGGAAAAGGUAAAACGGCAAAAGGAUCCCGACGAUAUGGAAACCGAUGGGUCAGAAGAGAUUGACGGGAGCGAGGAGGACUCGAAUGAAGAUUUUGACGACGAGGACGAAGAUCUUGACGAAGAUCUUGACGAGGAUGAGGAUGAAAACGAGGACGAGGGCGAUGAUGACGAGGAAGAAAAUGCCAAACCCUCCAAACAUCGCGUUAAAUUUGACAAAACCCCAACAUCCAAAUCCGAUGAUCGAGAGGAACUGCGCAGACUGAUGGCCACGGACCAAAAGACCAUCGCAGCGACCAUCUCGCAAGCAGCCAAAUCCGACGCAACCAAAGGAAAGGCAGUCAAGCAGCAACGGGCGACAUUUGACGCACUUCUCAAUACCCGUAUCAAGCUGCAGAAGGGUCUGACCGCCAUAAAUCAGUUGUCUUUCGCAGCCAAGGAAACGGAGGAUGUCGACGGAAGAGCCAUCAAGUCUGCUGAGUCGGCUGCCCUGGCGCUCUGGUCUACGCUGGAGGACUUGCGGCUUGCUCUUGCGGAUGCACAUUCUCAAGACGAGUCGAAGAAACGAAAGAGACCGGCUGCUGCUGCAUCCCCCACCACGUCCUCGGUCUCGCUAUGGAAGCGCAUGACAGAUCUCGAGUCCGACUCAAGUACUCAUCGUCGAGCUGUCCUGGAUAAAUGGUCGCUUAAGGUCCGUGGCUCCAAUGCUACCACCCCCAAUGCACGCGGCAAACUUCUGGGCUCCGCGGCCAGCGGUCAACAGGCUAUCACCGCUGUUCUGGAUGCACAGGCCGCAUCCGAAACCGGUGACCGUACGGCUAAGCGUUCUCGUACAGUGAACAGCCGUCCCUCUGGGGCCAACGAUGACUACGAGCCCAUAUACGACGAUACCAUCUUUUACCAGUCUCUGCUGCGGGAUCUCGUUGAGCAGCGCAUGUCCUCUUCGGAUGCCAUCACUAAUGGCGUUGACACCCUGCAUAUUCAGCUUCCCUCUCGUCUUUCCGUCCAUCCAGUGACUGGAAUGCGCAAGGACAAGGUCAAGAGGGAUGUCGACACUCGUGCAUCCAAGGGACGUAAAAUGCGCUUCGAUGUCCAUGAGAAACUGCAGAACUUCAUGGCGCCGGAAGAUCGGGGCUCUUGGACCAGCCACGCACGGGAGGAGUUUUUUGCGUCUUUGCUUGGAAAGACGGCUAGUGGAUUACUACGGGAAGGCGAUGAGGAGGAGGAUGGCAGUGAUGUCGAGAGCGAUGAGGAUCGUGAGGAAGGCGGACUGAGGCUCUUCAGGAGCUAG